UCUUCUUCUUCUUCAUCCUCUCUCUGUCUCUCUCACCUGCGAACUAGCUCUCCCUUGUCAUUCUCAACCUCUCUGCUCUCUGAAAUCUCUCUCUCUCGCUCUCUCUGUGUCGGCGCCUCUGAUUUGAGGGCACAGCGAGAAACAGUGACGACGACUCAUACCCAUCAUCAACGCUCGGUCCCUCUUUGUGGGUCUUCCUCUGUCCCUUGAAAUUUCCCCUUUUUUUUUUUUGGUUGCAGGAUUUCGACCCAGCUCCUCUGCUGCCGGGACCAUGGCUUCACAGGGCGAGAAGGGUUCUCUGGAUCCUUACCAGGAAUACCUCCGCAAGAAGAACUCUCGAGAAAACGGCUUCUUACGACUUUUCUGUCGCCAUUCUCUUAUAACAUUCAUCGCAGACACAGAGAAACCAUACGUUGGAUAGAUUCAUCCCGAACCGCUCAGCUAUGGACUUCGACUACGCUCGUUCCCUCUUCACUCUAGGGAAGAAGUGGAAGGAGAAGUCUGCCGUGAUGUCAACAUCAAGUGACGCGUACCAGAAAUUUCUCGCGGAUGCACUCGACAUGAACCGAUCCCGGAUCCUGGCAUUUAAGAACAAGCCGCCCACCCCGGUUGAGCUAAUCCCACAAAGCUGGCUCUCACCCGCGACUUCCCAGUCUAAAUCCGCCAAGCCCUGUCGAUCGAUACCCAAGACCUGCCAGAGGAUGCUCGAAGCCCCUUAUAUAUUGGAUGAUUAUUACUUGAACUUGCUGGACUGGGGUGCCAACAACAUGGUAGCAAUUGCUCUUUCGCAGUCAGUGUACUUGUGGAAUGCCUCCAACGGCUCUGCUACAGAACUGGUGACCUUCAAUGACGAGGAGGGUCCUGUCACGAGCGUGAGCUGGGCUCCUGAUGGUCAGAAUAUUGCCAUUGGCUUACAAAAUUCGCAUGUCCAGCUAUGGGAUUUCUCUGCUCAAAGACAGCUGAGAACUUUUAGAGGAGGCCAUCGACUCCGAGUUUGUUCCUUGGCCUGGAACAAUCACAUACUCACGACAGGAGGUAUGGAUUGUAAAAUCACCAACAACGAUAUAAGAAUUCGAUCGCACAUAGUUGGAACCUACAGGGGGCAUCGCCAAGAAGUUUGCGGGCUGAAAUGGUCGCCCUCGGGAAAACAGCUGGCUAGCGGAGGAAAGGAUAAUCUCCUCUACUUGUGGGAUAGGUCCAGAUCCUCUUUGAAUUCAGGCACUCAGUGGCUUCACAGGAUCGAAGACCACACGGCUGCUGUGAAAGCCCUUGCUUGGUGCCCGUUUCAGAGCAACUUACUGGCCUCGGGAGGGAGCGACGGGAGCAUAAAAUUUUGGAACACGUGCACGAGCGCGUGUCUGAAUACAGUGGAUACCGGUUCUCAGGUGUGUGCGCUGCUGUGGAGCAUGAGGGAGAGGGAAUUGCUAAGCUCUCACGGGCUUCCUGAGAACCAGCUCAUUCUUUGGAAGUAUCCAUCUAUGGGAACGAUGGCAGAGCUGACUGGACACGCAUCUAGGGUUCUGUUCCUGGCACAGGUAUUACUUAGUCCGGAUGGAUGCACGGUGGCAUCUGCAGCAGCAGAUGAAAAAUUGAUGUUCUGGCAUGUAUUCGGGAUACCAAAAUUGGCUAAGCGGGCACCCAAAACCUCUUCUGAGCCAUUUGCCCAUCGGCACCGUAUCCGUUGAACUCUUUAACAGAUUGACCAGUGCAAGUUGAUAUUUCGACAAGAGAUUGUCGCGUAAGUGUAGUUGCAAACUGAUCGGCCAUAAAUAUUCAAUUUGAAAAUUGCUAUUUUUCUCCAUUUAAUUUCUUUCUCUUGUUUGGAUUGGCUGGAGACCACAAGGCAUGUGUCGAUGAUUACAGUAACUAUUUUAAAGAAGAAACUUAAUACAUGGGCUGUUGGGUAUCAGCCUCCAUUACCUGUUGAGAUGGUGAAGACAUCAUUAGAGCUUUAUUAUGAGGGUGGAACUUCAAGAAAUUAUUUCGUCGCUAUUGUCUGUCGGUGACUGUUACGUUGUUUCUCUAGGUUUCUUCUAAUUAUAUUCGUCAUUUAAAUAGGGGGAUCACCUAAUGGGCGAGGAAGAGGUCGCAGUGGCGCAGGAAGACCAAGAGGUAGAGGGAAUGGUUUUGUAAAUUCUGAGAUGACGAUGGAGGUUGGGACCACGACCAAGGUUAUGCUAGAGGUAGGGUCGAGGAAAAGGACAUGGUUUUCAUGGCUGCGGAUGGGGAGGAUACGAUGGACCUCAUGCUGAUCCACAGCAAGACAGAGGAUACAACCAAGAACCACCUGUUUAGAACUGCGGUUGUAGCUGUGGAAGGGGAAAUCGCGGAAGAGGCAGUGAUCACAGAUCAAAUGGACCGAUUCAGGGAACUGCAUAAUUGUCACAUUUUCUUUUUGUCAUUUUCUGUUCCGCAUUUAAAUGGAGUCAAGAUUCAAAAUUUGUAUGCGAUUUGUUUGGAUCCACAGAUAAAUUGGAACUGAAAGAAAAAAAGGUAAUGGAAAACUUGAUUAUGGAUUAUGAGCAUCUGGGACAAAGUUGAAUUGUUUUUUGAGUUUUUUGUGAGAUGGUGACAAUUCCGGUAAAGAUAUUGAUAUGUAUCUGUCCAUGCCUGUGCAUGCAGGUCAUGGCUGUGGAAGGGGAACUCGCGGAAGAGGCCAUGGUCACAGAUCAAAUAGACCGAUCCAGGGAACUGCAUGAGUUGCACAAUUCAUUCCUGAAGAUUGCUAUUCUGAUUCGCGCUUCCUCCUUUGUUAUUUUCUGUUUUACCCCGACCAAUGUUGUGGGUAGGUUCUGUUCGUUUAAUAAUUUUAGACUUGAUAGGAGGUUAGGUUCUUACGGCCAUUCUUUCUGUGUUGUAGAGAUAGGUGAUAAGUUGGGGAUGGCUUUAGGUUCUUUUGGCCAUUCUUUCUGUAUUGACUUGUAAAUUUUGAUUGAGCAGCACAUUCUUUUAUUCUAAAUAUGAAGGACAGAGAAGUGUCA
Molecule: messenger RNA, 2981 nt
Organism: Syzygium oleosum
Lineage: Eukaryota; Viridiplantae; Streptophyta; Magnoliopsida; Myrtales; Myrtaceae
Product: cell division cycle 20.1, cofactor of APC complex-like
Exons: 9
Coding region: 444-1685 (413 amino acids)
Biological process (GO): positive regulation of ubiquitin protein ligase activity; anaphase-promoting complex-dependent catabolic process; positive regulation of anaphase-promoting complex-dependent catabolic process
Cellular component (GO): anaphase-promoting complex
Molecular function (GO): protein binding; ubiquitin ligase activator activity; anaphase-promoting complex binding
Source: RefSeq, a predicted model, not a curated record